CCAAGUUCUUUUGUUUUCAAUACGGAGUUGAGUUGUUACUCGCUUCGUCGAAGAUCGCGAAUUCAUGCGACAGUGUAAAUAAUUUUUCACUUUUUGGCGCAAAAAAGCUUUUUCGCAAGCAACCGUACAUGUAUUGUGUCCCCCCCCCCAUUUCUUUAACUACCGGAAUGAAACCUGUUUUCCAAUGCUCCCCUCCCUCUUUUGAACUCCUAGCAAGGGGUUCUUGCGUUCAUCUCUUGGAAUUCACAGUUUAGCGUUCUCCGGUUAACGAGUCCAAAAAAAAAAACACUCUGAUUUAAGCCUAUCGCCGACAUAACAGAUACAAUAUCUGUUACUCAUAAUGCAUUAUUAAAAAUUUUGCACUUAAAACCUUUAUGUGAAAGAAGUAUCCACCAUAUCAUUUGUUGAAUUUCAAGAUUGUGUUGCCACGAACCUGAUGACAUGCUAAUGAGAAAAGCUGAUAAAUCGUCACAUCUUUCGGAAUAAAUUGGCAACAAAAGAAAGUCUUGACUUUUGAAAGAUCCACAAUCCCAACUUCCAACAUACAACAUAUCUCAAUGGAAUCGAGAACUAUGAAAUAAUAAAUUCCCCAAUACAUCUGUUUAGAAGUUUUUAAUGAUGCUAUAAUUUUUAUUAUUUAUUAGUGCAUAUGAGUGACGUUUGUUACUCACAUACAAAAAAAGAAAAAAAAAAGGAAUUUUUUUGUUAUGACCCAUGUUAUAAACUAUUAUUCCAAAAAUUGCAUUCAAAGUUUUCCCUUUUGAUUUACCAAAUGAAGAAACUUCAUUUUUGUCAUAUAUGGACAACAGCAUUUAAAUUGUAAUCACCGUGAAAAAUUUUUUAGCAAACUGGAAUUAAAGAGACGGCUCGUGCUUGUGCCAUACAGAAAGAAGUGUUUUAAAAAUGCAAUUUUCUUUUUGUGAUAUUUUCUCAGCUUCCGAAUUUAAAGAAACAUUUACUGGUGCAUGCUAAAGGGAAAACACUUACAUUUGACAUUUGUGGUACAGAAAAUUUUUCAACGGUCACAUUUAAAAAUUCAUUUAAUGUCGCAUACGAACGAGGAAUCCUACCCUUGCAAUUUCUGCAACAAAGUCUUUUCUAUGAUUUCCAAAUUCAAAAGGCAUUUACGGACGCAUACACAAGAGAAACUGUUUAAAUGCGAGUUUUGCAAGAAAGCCUUUUCCCAGAAUGGGCAUUUAAAAGUACAUUUGCGUCUGCAUACAGGAGAGAAACCGUAUACUUGUGACUUUUGUAGCAAACGCUUUUCGAAUAAUGGCAGUUUCAAAAGACAUUUGCGUACACAUACGGGAGAGAAACCUUAUACAUGUGAAUUUUGUAACAAUCCCUUUUCGGAUAAGAGGAAUUUGGAACGACAUUUACGGACGCAUUCACAAGAGGGACUGUUUACUUGCAAAUUUUGCAAAAAAGCCUUUACCAGGAUUGGGCAUUUAAAAGUACAUUUACGUCAGCAUAUGCAAGAGAAACCAUAUAUGUGUGAUAUUUGUAACAAACCCUUUUCGGAUAAGACGAGUUGCAAAAGACAUUUGCGUACGCAUACGGGCGAGAAACCGUAUGCAUGUGAAUUUUGUAACAAAUCCUUUUCGGAUCAUGUGACUUUCCGAAGACAUUUACGUAUGCAUACGGGGGAGAAACCGUAUCCAUGCGAAUUUUGUAACAAAAUGUUUUCGACUAGGGGGAAUUUAAAAGUACAUUUACGUAUGCAUACUGGAGAGAAACUGUUUACAUGCGAGUUUUGUAAAAAAACCUUUUAUCAGAGCCAGAAUUUAAGAGUACAUUUGCGGAUGCAUACGGGAGAGAAACCGUAUACUUGUGAUGUUUGUAAUAAAUCUUUUUCUUAUAAGGAGAAUUUCAAAAGACAUGUAUUGACGCAUAGUGGAGAGAAACCAUAUACAUGUGAAUUUUGUAACAAAUCCUUUUCUGAUCAGUGGAGUUUCAAAAGACAUUUACGUACGCAUACGGGAGGGAAACCGUAUGCAUGUGAAUUUUGUAACAAAUCCUUUUCGAAUGAGGGGAAUUUGAAAAGACAUUUACGAACGCAUACUGGAGAAAAACCAUAUACAUGUGAAUUUUGUAACAAAUCCUUUUCGGAUAAAUGGGUAACCCGAAGUCAUUUACGGACGCAUACACAAGAGAAACUGUUUACAUGCGAGUUUUGCGAGAAAGCUUUUUCCCGGAGCGAGCGUUUAAAAGUACAUUUGCGUCUGCAUACAGGAGAGAAACCGUAUACUUGUGACGUUUGUAAUAAACCGUUUUCAGAUAAGGGGAGUUGCAACAGACAUUUACGUACGCAUACGGGAGAGAAACCAUAUAUAUGUGAAUUUUGUAACAAACCUUUUUCGGAAAAUUGGAGUUUGAAAAGACAUUUGCGUACGCAUACUUGAGAGAAAACGUAAACAUGUGAAUUUUUAAUAAUGCAUAUUCUCAGCAGUCAUAUUUAAAAACUCAUUUGCUGUCGCAUACGAAAGAUAAACUCCACGUUUGGAGUUUUUGUGACAAACACUUUACAGCGUAUACUUUAAAAUUACAUUUACGAUUGCAUAUGGAAGAGAAAUCGUAUGUUCUCUAAAUUUGCAGUAAAGUGUUUUCUGAGCGGCGUGGAUUGAACUUGCAUUUAAUGAUCCAUUUGAAAAAGAAAUAGUAUGCAUGUAAAAUUUGCAGUGAACCAUUUAUUCAGCGUUCUGAUAUAAACGCACAUCUGCGGUGCAUACGAAAGAGAAACCCUACACAUGUGACACAUGCAAGAAAGCCUUUCUGCGGUAUGCUGAUUUUAAGAAACAUUUACUGACGGAUACGAAAGUGAAAUCGCAUGCAUGUGAGUGUAAAUACGGAUUUUCUUGUAUAUCAAAUUUAAAAGUACAUUUCCGAUCGCAUACGAAAGAGAAACCGUGCUCAUGUGACUUCUGUAAUAUAAUAUAUUCAUUCCAUUUCUUUAAGGAUACAUUUGCCGAAGCAUAUCAUAGAAAAUGAAUGAAGUAUACGCCUCUGGUGUUCAACGCUUGUUAAUGGGAGAACUUCACCACAUCUUAAAGAGAAAGACUUAUAAUAAUGAUUUUUUAACAAGUAUGUUUCAGGAAACACAGGCAAAAAAAAAAAAAAAAUGCCCUAUUAUUUCAGUCUAAUAUAUUUCGAUAAUCUCUUCUAGAAAUUCUAUUUUUUUAUGACAGUACAUAAUGCAUGUUCACUGUUAUAAUACAGACCAGUUCUUAUACUUAAAUGAAUAUUCCAGAUUUGCGGUGCUUUUGAAGAAAAGUAAAAUCUUGUUUAUCAGAAAUUAUAAAUAGCAGUUGAAAAUUUAAACAAUAUAGUUAUAAAUGUUCAGUAGAAGCACCUCCAAAAGUAUGAACAAUAUCAAGACGAUACGAUAACUCAUCCCAUACCCUUUCAGUUUCUCCAAUAUCACGCUUUGAAAGAAAGUCUGAAGAUAUGCACGUUUUAAGUUUAUGAACAUCAUUUUUUAACGGGGGGGGGGGCAAACACCUGCAGUUUGUUGUAGUCCUGGAAAAAAAUCAAAUCAAUCAUAUCUGCUUUGUUUCAGAGCUUCACACUGUGCAUGCAAAAAUGUGUGGAUGAGUUAUCGUACUGUUUCUAUAUGCUUCGUGUUGCCGGACGGACUCGCAUUAUAACUGUUUUGAAUUUAAAUUUUCAGUUGUUAUUUUUGAAUUUCGAUAAAUAAGAAGAUUGUUUUCUAUUUACAGACCGGCAAAUUUGGAAUAUUCUUUUAAAAUUACCUUGUAUUCUGCGAAACAUGUAAAUGAAUAUAUUUGAAUUAUUUACUUUAAGGAAAAUCAGCUUAUCAAUGUGAAUAUAUUUUAUACACAUGCGUUAAUAUGUUUCCAAUAAAAAUUUGUAUUUUAUUGAAAACUAUUGCAAAUUAAAAUACUUUUCUU
Argiope bruennichi is the source of this 3908-nucleotide messenger RNA. Its product is annotated as oocyte zinc finger protein XlCOF6-like. Bases 966 to 2402 code for a protein of 478 amino acids. The transcript has 3 exons. Lineage: Eukaryota; Metazoa; Arthropoda; Arachnida; Araneae; Araneidae. The record is from RefSeq and is a predicted model, not a curated record.